CGACUUGGUGACUUAUAGAUAGGUACUUAUCCGUGUGACUGGGAUGCAACUCAAGCUUCGCCAAGUCAAUCGUUAUUCUGUUUGACGCAGUCUUUCUACGACGGAAAACACAACCAUGGAGGACCAAAAAACCCCCCCCAUUGCGUUGCGACGGAGCUCCAGACGGAGCAAUGGUGGCGCCGCCCUUCUAUCAGACUCGCUCGCAUGCGAGCAAGAACUUUCAAUAACUGUCGCAAAGACACCAAAAUCGAGAUCGAAAAAGAGAGUGCGCUUCUCCGACCCAGGUCCAGAAGUCGAGCAUCAUGACCCCCUAACACCAUCAUCAACCACCGGCUUGACUCCCAUGGUCCGCCGAUCCUCCGUCAAAGCGACCCCUUCCCCGAAGCGCAGAAGAUACUCGACGCCCGUUGAGUCGCAAGCCCACCACUACUCCGAAGACGAACUUGCUGGCAACGGCCAACAUAACACCCAAAGGAGCAGCAACGAAGUCCGCAUAUUCUCCCUACGCCAAAUUCUCGACGAUCGCGUCAAGCGGCGCAUCAGGCGCAAUGGCUUGAGUGAGGAGAUGAACACCAUUGCGCAGGACAAGCGGCGCAGGGCACAAGACCACAAGGCAGAGCUACAGCGCCUGCGGGCCGAGCUAGCUAAGAAGGACGACGAGAUCGAGAGGCUGCACGAGUCAACCAUGGCGCAGGACACGGAGCGGAUCCGGGAUUUAGAGAGGCAGGUUGAGAGGCUGCAGAGGGGGCUGAGUAACAGUUCUCCCACUGGUGAUGAUGCGGCUGUGGCGGCAGCGGACCAAACGCAGUACUUUGACUGGACCAUGGCAGCUAGGGAUCCCUUCUCGGACAGUUACAUGGACGAUGAUGAAGGCUUUGGGGAUGUCACCAUGGCCGAGUUCGCCGGUUGCAGCACGCCUUCUCGGCGAGCAAGGCGAUCAUUUCCCACGCCGCCGUUGACCAGUCCACCGCUCCCUGGGACGCCGAGUUCUCAACAUCGCAGUCGCAAGUCGCCACAAACACCAACUUCGGUACCAUCAUCUUCUUCACAUAUCGGCGUGCAAGCAAGCCUCACAGACCCAGAGAAGGAGGCAUUAGAAGCAGAGCUGGGAUCACUCCGAUUGGAGCUAACCAAGCUCACCGACACGCUUGAAAACCAUGAGAAUCUCAAAUCCCGCAUCGCCGCCAAACUAUCCGCCGCCAACACACCAGCAGACUCCGAGGAAACUCCCGACGUAGAAACUCACCUCGACCUCGUGCUCCGCAAUCUCUCCGACCGGACCGCCGCCCUCCUGCACCUCAAUUCCUCCCUCAGCACCCUCGGCUUCCGGGGAACCGACGCCAGCGAAAUCAUCUCCUCGCUCUCCUCGUCCUUCCGCUCUGCGAGGCUCGAACUCGAGUAUCUCACCCCAGGCGAAAUCGCCCUGCCCCUUUCCUCCCACGGUGCUGAGGUGCUGGAUCUCGUUUUGACCCGGCUGCGCGAUCUCGCGAAGAAGACCAAAGAGGACGAGAGCUCUAUCGACGAGUACCACGCCCUGGAGCUGUCGUUGCGGCAGCAGCUCGGGGCGAGGGUCGAGGCUAUGGAUGGGAUGGGCCGGGAGUUGAAGGAAAAUGCCGUUCAGCUUAAGGAGAAGGACGCAAAGAUUGAGGAAUUGGAAGUCGGCAUCGAGCGCCUCAAGGGCGCGGUAGAGGGGUAUCAACGGGAUAUCGCCGAACUCGAAGGGUGGGUGCAGCGGGUAGACGACGAGACAGGGCAGACGGUCGCGCAACUAGAAGCCGAGAUCGCCGAGGGGAGGCAGCAGGUGAGCACGAGGGAUGACUCCAUCACCGAGUUAGAAAGCAGACUCUCCUCCGUCCUGACCCAAAUGGCAGAACUGCGGAUCCAGCUCGCGGAUCUGCAGGCGCGGAAGACGGUCGAAGUGACCACGUUGAACAAAGCGCACGGCAACGCGCUGGCGCUGCGCGAUGCGAGGGUCUUGGAGUUGAGGGGGGAGAUUGAUGGGAUCAAUGCUUCGUUGCGAAUGGCGCAUGAAACGAUUCGGCUGUUAAGGGUUGAGAAUGGGAAGUUGGAGGAGGAAAGGGAGAAGGCGAAGAGUGCGGUUGAUGCUGUGAAGGCGGAGCUCGAGAGGGUGGUGAGGAUGAGUGAGGGGAUUUUGGGGGCGUCGCCGACGAAGGGACCGGUAACAAAGCGGCGGAGUGGGAGUGGGAGUGUCGAGGGCACGCCGCAGUCGGGAACCUAUAUGGCGGGUGCUUUGGCGAGAACAGGAACGGGGAAAAAGAAGCGUAGGUAUGAUAGUGGUUUGGGGUUCUUGGAUGAGGAGGAGGUGGAUAUCUAGAUUUGCUUGAUGGGUUGCGAGCAGAUAUUACUUUCCUUGUCCUAUGGGGUUGUAUUUGGCACAUGUAGCAUGUAAGGAUAGCGACAUAUCAAUGUUUCCAAGUGAAGG
Molecule: messenger RNA, 2443 nt
Organism: Pseudomassariella vexata
Lineage: Eukaryota; Fungi; Ascomycota; Sordariomycetes; Amphisphaeriales; Pseudomassariaceae
Exons: 1
Coding region: 116-2335 (739 amino acids)
Source: RefSeq, a predicted model, not a curated record